Molecule: messenger RNA, 1536 nt
Organism: Leishmania braziliensis MHOM/BR/75/M2904
Lineage: Eukaryota; Euglenozoa; Kinetoplastea; Trypanosomatida; Trypanosomatidae
Product: chaperone protein DNAJ-like protein
Exons: 1
Coding region: 1-1536 (511 amino acids)
Biological process (GO): protein refolding
Cellular component (GO): cytoplasm
Molecular function (GO): heat shock protein binding
Source: RefSeq, a predicted model, not a curated record
AUGCCUUGGCACACCCUACUCUGUCAACGCCGCUGCUUUCAAGUGAUCCAGCGCGGCCACGACCUGCCACAGAAGUCGCUCUAUGACAAGCUUGGCUUCGCCAAAGACACCGAGGCGCGUGUUGUGCGGCGCAGCACCACUGAGCUACGACAGGCACUGCUGCGACGCGUCGAAGAGCUAAAGGACCCAGUGAAUGACCCAGCGGACAAGAAACGAGUGGCAGAGCUGAAGGACGCGUACACCCGCCUGCAGGACGACUGCUUCCGCACUAACUACACAAGUCACUACUACGCCUCCAACGACGCUCGACUACACGUCCUCUGCGACGGCGGUCAGGUGGCCGCCAACUUCAAUCCAGAGCACCAACACUUCACUUAUGUGGACCAUGCCAUUGACCGCGAGAGCACUAGCAGCGGUGUUGACUUCUCCUUGGCAAGCGGGACGGCUCCUGGAUCAGCUUCGGGCGCUAGGCUGUCCAGCCGCAGCGAGGUACCGACGGCGGAGGCGCUAGGUGAUGCCUUCCGAAACGCCACCGGCGUAGGCGAGAACGCCAGUGGCGCCACCUCGUCGAACGCCACCGCUUACAAGGCUGCGGACGCAGCAGGGCCGCUGAACGGCACCGACAUCACCCACUUGCUCCGCAUCACCCUCGAGCAGAGUCUAGCAGGCUGUGAAGUGGAGAUAGUGAUCCACAAAAAUGUCCGCUGUGCUAAGUGUCGCGGCUCGGGUCGGCAACAGCUGCGGACACCGCGGAAGUGCCCGCAGUGUCUGGGCCGUGGCUCUGUGCACAUGCCAAGCGCCACCUAUCACAUUGAACGCCGGUGCCUCUACUGCGGUGGCGAGGGGACCGUACCGGCCCCGCCGUGCCGCACAUGCGAUGGCCGCGGCAUUCAGCCCCACCAGGCGGUGCGGUUGCCGGUGGGCGUGCCUGCUGGUACCUUGUCCAAUUCCCUCUUUCGCCUUCACCACCACGGCCAUGACGGGGUGCGUGGCGGCCAUGCUGGUGACGUGCUGGUCACUGUGCUAGUGAGCGAGCACCGCUGUUUCUACCGCAACCCUGAGAGGAGCCACGAGCUGCAUGCGAUGCUGCCACUGCCGCUCUCAGUAGCAUUACUCGGCGGCCGUGUCAAAGUACCGACGCUGAAUGGAUUCGGCAUGGUGCACGUGCCGCCGUGCGUGCGAAGCGGUGAGGUUCUCCCGCUGGAUGCGUAUGGGGUACCGGAUGCCACAAGUCGAGCCUCUGUUGCGGCAGCAGCCCCACAUGCGAUCCUCUACCACGUCCUGGUGAUAAUUCCAAAGGGGGAUGCGCUGUCAGGACAGCAAAAAGCGGCACUACAGCGGUACGAGGCGCACCACAACCAUCCGUCCAUGACAGGGACAGAGGCAGAGGUCUUGGAGCCGCCUCACACCUUUGGUGGCGAAGUCCCGCAACAACAGACACCAGCGUCAUCUGGCAGCACCGUCUCCCGCGCGCAGCUGAUGGAAAGCUGCGCUGCCCUCAAAUCUUCGUACAAGCACUGGUUUAGUGCAGGCUAA